CCUGGCGGCGGCUUCCCCCGCGCGGGGCUCGUUGGUUUCGUCCCCGGACGCCCGCGCCUCCUCCGGGCAGAGCCCGACUUCGCGCGCGCCUCCGCCCGCCCGCCCCCCGCUCCUGACGUGGUGCGGACGCCCGUGACCCCCGCACCGGGAGGAGGGGCUCGGCCAACCGCGAGGGCCGGUCGACAGAAGGAUGCCACGAAGAAAGAAAAAAAUUAAAGAAGCCCCUGAAGCUCAGAGCUUGGAGAAGAAAGAUGCAGAAACUUCCAGUCCUGUCAGUGUGAGGAGGAAGCGUAAACUGGAGGAUGCACUCAUUGUGAUAUCUGAUAGUGAUGGAGAGGAACCACAGGAGGAAAAUGGAUUGCAGAAAAUGAAGACAAAACAGUUGAAUAGAGCAAAGUGUUUGGCUAAAAGAAAAAUUGCACAAAUGACAGAAGAAGAACAGUUUGCUCUGGCUCUCAAAAUGAGUGAGCAGGAAGCUAGGGAAGUGAACAGCCAGGAGGAGGAAGAAGAGGAGCUCUUGAGGAAAGCCAUUGCAGAAAGCCUAAAUAGCUGCCGGCCUUCUGAUGCUCCUGCUACCAGAUCUCAAGCUCUGGCCGUUGGGCCAUCUUCACAAUCCCACCAAGAGAAAACCAGAGACUCUGCGACCACUGAAGGCAUAUGGCAGCUGGUACCUCCAUCACUGUUUAAAGGCUCACAUGUCAGUCAGGGAAACGAGGCUGAGAAAAGAGAGGAGCCUUGGGACCACACUGAAAACACUGAAGAGGAGCCGGUCUCUGGCAGCUCAGGAAGCUGGGACCAGUCAAGCCAGCCAGUGGUUGAGAAUGAGAACGUUAAAUGUUUUGACAGAUGCACUGGCCACUUGGCUGAGCACACACAGUGUGGGAAGCCACAGGAAAGUACUGGGAGAGGAUGUGAUUUUCACGAAGCUGCCCAGGGUAGGGGGGACAUAUCUAGGCACUUUCUGCCUGCCUCAGCAGAUGCCAAAGGUAUCCAGAACAGUGGGGGCACUGUGCACUACUUCUGGGGUAUUCCAUUUUGCCCAGCUGGAAUAGACCCUAACCAAUAUACCAAGGUCAUUCUCUGCCAGUUGGAGGUUUAUCAAAAGAGCCUGAAAAUGGCUCAGAGGCAGCUCUUAAAAAAAAAAGGAUUUGGGGAACCAGUGUUACCUAGACCUCCUUCUCUGAUCCAGAAUGAAUGUGGCCAAGGAAAUCAGGCUAGUGAAAAAAAUGAAGGCAUCUCAGAAGAUAUGGCAGAUGAAGACAAAGAGGAGGAGAGGCAAGAGUCUAGGGCAUCUGUCUGGCACUCAGAAACCAAGGAUUUCCAAGAAAGUCCAAUUAAAAGCUUGAAAGAGAAACUUUUGUUGAAGGAAGAAUCAGCAACCAGUCAUGGUCAGUCUUCCCAAGGUCUAUUUGCUGAGGAAACUUCUGAAGAAGGAAACUCUGACCCUGCCCCACAAAGCAUUGCUGCUUUGACUAGUAAGAGAAGCUUAGUCCUUAUGCCAGAGAGUCCUGCAGAGGAAAUCACUGUGUGUCCUGAGACACAGCUAAGUUCCUCUGAAACUUUUGACCUUGAAAGAGAAGUCUCUCCAGGUAGCAGAGAGACCCAGGAUGAAGUAACAAUAAUAACGUCAGAUAAGGAGGUUGGCAACAGGGAAGAUGCUGAGAAGGAAAUACCUUCUUCUUUCUCAUCUAGUACCAAGGUAUCCUGCCCACUAUGUGACCAACGCUUCCCACCCACAAAGAUUGAGCGACAUGCCAUGUACUGCAAUGGGCUGGUGGGGCAAGAUAUAGGUUUUUCCAGUAGGCUGGAAGCAACGAGGAAGAAGAGGAUAUCUACCCCAACCCCAGUGUUGACUUGGAGACAAAUAGAGGCCCAGAGCAAGAGGGACAGUGGAAUAGUGGCCCAGACUUCCUUAGACAUUGAGAAGAAUGAGAAGUGUUAUCUGUGUAAAUCCUUGGUCCCAUUCAAAGAGUACCAGUGUCAUGUAGAGUCCUGUCUCCAGCUUGCAAGGCAUGACCAGGGAGACGGGCCUGCAGAGAGUGGGAGAGUACACUCAGCUGAGGAGGGGAAGCAGCGGCAGUGGCUGAGGAACCCAAAGGAAAAAGGCCACAGUGAAGGCCGACUCCUCAGUCUCUUGGAACAGUCUGAGCACAAGACUGCAGAUGCAGAGAUUAAGACCAAGUCUUCAGAAACAGUGGCCUUCAGGGUACCCUCACCAGGGAUGGAAGAGGCAGGCUGCAGCAGAGAGAUGCAGAGUUCCCUUGCACAUCUCGACUUAAAUGAGUCUCCCAUCAAGUCUUUUGUUUCCAUUUCAGAAGCCACAGAUUGCUUAGUGGACUUUAAAAAGCAGUUUACUGUCCGGCCAGGCAGCCGGACACGGUCCAAAGCAGGCAGAGGAAGGAGGAGAAAAUCCUGAAUUUCUAGGGUCCAAAGGUUGACAAAACCAUUAGCAAUAAGGAUGGACCAUGGUCAUUAAGCUUUAGUGGCUCCCAGUUCAUUAUUGAGCAAGUUUUGACACGGCAUUUUGCACCACCAGCACUCACUCAGCAUUCUGAUUUUUGUGUUUUCUAUGAUCUAUACAGACAAUUGUGUAUAUAGUAUUCGGUUUUAUAACAGCCUGUUUGAAUUCACUUAUAGUUAAAAGAAAAUUUAAAUAUAUUUAUAUAUGUUUGUAUGAAAAGUUAUUUGAAUGAGAUGGAGAUCUU
Messenger RNA from Pipistrellus kuhlii (Kuhl's pipistrelle), 2705 nucleotides. It is a transcript of the gene UIMC1, whose product is annotated as ubiquitin interaction motif containing 1. The record is from RefSeq and is a predicted model, not a curated record. The coding region runs from base 191 to 2416 and encodes 741 amino acids. Gene Ontology annotation, biological process: positive regulation of DNA repair; double-strand break repair. The transcript has 16 exons. Gene Ontology annotation, cellular component: BRCA1-A complex. Gene Ontology annotation, molecular function: histone binding; DNA binding; K63-linked polyubiquitin modification-dependent protein binding. Lineage: Eukaryota; Metazoa; Chordata; Mammalia; Chiroptera; Vespertilionidae.